AUGGCAAAUAUUAUAGCAGUCUUCGGUGCAACUGGAGCUCAAGGUGGUGGGGUCGUUACUGAGUUACUCAAGGACAAAGGCUGGAGCGUACGAGCUUUAACGCGGAACGUGAACAGCCCGAGAGCCAGAGCCCUCCGAUCUCAAGGUGCAGAGGUAGCUUUUGCAGAUCUUGAGGAUCCCAGCACUCUUCCAAAGGCCAUCGAGGGGUCGCAUGCGGUAUUCGGAGUUACUGAUUAUUGGCAAUAUGUCGCAAACCACGGCAACGUGGAAGCAGGGAACAUCGAAACAAGACAAGGUAUCGGCUUGUUAGGUGCUCUAGCUCGGUCGCCAACUCUUCAACACUUUAUUUGGAGCACACUUCCUGGAGCAAUCGCAACGUCACCGAACGAUAUACAAGUCCCACACAUGGAUAGCAAAAACAGAGUGGACAAAUACCUGGAGCAACACUAUCCCGACCUGCUAGCCAAGACAACCUUUCUUCGAGUGGCAUGGUAUGCGGAAAACCUGGCAUGGCACGACUUCUUCAAGCCUCAAAAAUAUAAUCCAGGCGGACAAUAUAUCUUUGUACAACCAUGUGCACCAACGACUGUAAUCCCCAUGGCUGGACACGUCCGAAAGAAUACAGGUACUUUCGUGAAGGCGGUAUUGUCACAUCCAGAGAAGUCCUUGCCAGCAAAGACUGCAGUUGUAUCUCUAGGGUUUGCUUUGAGCUACCCGCAACUACUCGAGAUUUGGAAGAAGGUAACUGGCAAGAAGGUUACGUUUCUGAGCUGUACUAAGGAGGCAUUUGCCUCUCUCUACGGAGAUGCAGGAUUGGAGCUAGCCUUACAAUACGAAUUCAUGGAGAAAAUGGGGGAGAAGAUGAUGGAUCAUCCCGAUAUUGUCGAGCCCUCGGAUUUAGGGAUUACACAACUAGUGGGAAUUGAGGAGACAUUGAAAGAGUUGGAAGGCAGUUGGGAUUGA
This is a messenger RNA of Capronia coronata CBS 617.96, 963 nucleotides long. RefSeq lists its product as uncharacterized. The record is from RefSeq and is a predicted model, not a curated record. The transcript has 4 exons. Bases 1 to 963 code for a protein of 320 amino acids. NCBI's taxonomy places the organism in Eukaryota, Fungi, Ascomycota, Eurotiomycetes, Chaetothyriales, Herpotrichiellaceae.